This is a messenger RNA of Pseudophryne corroboree (corroboree frog), 3427 nucleotides long. Its product is annotated as zinc finger protein 271-like. The record is from RefSeq and is a predicted model, not a curated record. NCBI's taxonomy places the organism in Eukaryota, Metazoa, Chordata, Amphibia, Anura, Myobatrachidae. The transcript is spliced from 5 exons. The coding region runs from base 334 to 2883 and encodes 849 amino acids. Gene Ontology annotation, biological process: regulation of transcription by RNA polymerase II. Gene Ontology annotation, molecular function: DNA-binding transcription factor activity; RNA polymerase II cis-regulatory region sequence-specific DNA binding.
ACCUGGCGGUGUCACACACAGCGAUGUCUCCCAGUCACCAGUCACCCGGGAGCAGAGGGCGGAGUCCAGAGGGGAGGAGCGCGGGGACCUCACAUCCGGUUGGAACGCACAGGCCAGAAGUCGGUUGGAACGCACAGGCCGGAAGCCGAUUGGACCGCAUAGACCGGAAGUCAGGUGGAACGCACUGUACGGAAGCCGGGUGUGUAACGGAAUGCUGGUGAGAGGAAGAGGCCGGGCCUGGGAGCCUCUGGGGGUGCCUAUAAGGUGUCAGGAUAUCACUCCGUGCAGGAGGGGGAGUAUAUAGAGGAACACAGGGGUCUGUACAAGGACGUGAUGAUGGAGAAUCACCGGCCCCUCGCAUCACUGGAUUGUCCCAGUAACAGUGAUACCCCAGGGAGAAGUCCCCAUCCUCUGUAUUCCCAGGAUUGUACAGCGGAGAAUCACAGGAUCUCACAGGAGCAUCAGGGUGAAGAUUUGACUAAAAUGAAGGCAGAACAUAUAGAAGAAGAGACAUAUGUGACUGAUAUGAAGGCAGAAGAUACAGAUGGAGAAGAAGAGACGUAUGUGACUGAUGUGAAGGCAGAAGAUACAGAUGGAGAAGAAGAGACGUAUGUGACUGAUAUGAAGGCAGAAGAUAUAGAGGGAGAAGAGACGUAUGUGACUGAUAUGAAGGCAGAAGAUAUAGAGGGAGAAGAAGAGACGUAUGUGACUGAUAUGAAGGCAGAAGAUAUAGAGGGAGAAGAAGAGACGUAUGUGACUGAUAUGAAGGCAGAAGAUACAGAGGGAGAAGAAGAGACGUAUGUGACUGAUAUGAAGGCAGAAGAUAUAGAGGGAGAAGAAGAGACGUAUGUGACUGAUAUGAAGGUAGAAGAUAUAGAGGGAGAAGAAGAGACGUAUGUGACUGAUAUGAAGGCAGAAGAUAUAAAGGGAGGAGAAGAGACGUAUGUGACUGAUAUGAAGGCAGAAGCUAUAGAGGGAGAAGAAGAGACGUAUGUGACUGAUAUGAAGGCAGAAGAUACAGAUGGAGAAGAAGAGACGUAUGUGACUGAUAUGAAGGCAGAAGAUACAGAUGGAGAAGAAGAGACGUAUGUGACUGAUAUGAAGUUAGAAGAUAUAAAGGAGGAAGAAGAGAUGCACAUGAGGGGUGAUCAGCAGUGUAAGGAGGAGGAAAUCCCUACAGAUAUCAGCACAGUAGAUGGAUGUAACAGAAGAAAUAUAUGGAAGGAACGUCUCCCUUUAUCUCGGGACUGUAAAAUAGAAGAUAACAUUACAAGAGAUUCUCCAGUAGAGAUCCCUAUUACCUCAAUUAUGCAUCCAGAUCUUCACAGUACAGAUUUGUCAUCUGAUCCCACUUAUCAUGAGGAAUGUUCUGAUAGAGUAGAUACCAGAUGCUUUACACAGGACACAAAGCUUAUAACCCAUCAGCCAUCUAAGACAUUUCAAUGUUCUGAGUGUGGGAAAUGUUUUACAUUCAAAUCAUAUCUUGUUGCGCAUGAGAGAAGUCACACAGGUGAGAAGCCAUUUCCAUGUUCUGAGUGUGGGAAAUGUUUUACACGGAAAUCAUAUCUAAUUACCCAUGAGAGAGGUCACACAGGUGAGAGGCCAUUUCCAUGCUCUGAGUGCGGAAAAUGUUUUACACAAAAAUCACAUCUUGUCCUGCAUGAGAAAAGUCACACAGGGGAGAAGCCAUUUCCAUGUUCUGAGUGUGGUAAAUGUUUUAGACAGAAAUCAUCUCUUGUUAUACAUGAGCGAAGUCACACAGGUGUGAAGCCAUAUUCCUGUUCUGAGUGUGGGAAAUGUUUUACACAGCAAACACUUCUUGUUAUACAUCAGAGAAGUCAUACAGGUGCAAAGCCAUUUCCAUGUUCUGAGUGUGGGAAAUGUUUUACACAGAAAUCAAAUCUUGCCAUACAUCACAGAAGUCACACAGGUGUGAAUCCAUUUUCCUGUUCUAAGUGUGGGAAAUGUUUUACACAGAAAUCGUCUCUUGUAAUACAUGAGAGAGAUCACACAGGUGAGAGACCAUUUUCAUGUUCUUUGUGUGGGAAAUGUUUUAAGCAGAGAUCACAUUUUGUUCUACAUCAGAGAACUCACACAGGAGAGAAAAUAUGUUCAUGUUCUGAGUGUGGGAAAUGUUUUACACAGAAAUCGGAACUUAUUAUACAUCAGAGACAUCACACUGGUGAGAAGCCAUUUCCAUGUUCUGAGUGUGGGAAAUGUUUUACACGGAAAAAACUUCUUAUUAUACAUGAGAAAAAUCACACAGGUACAAAGCCAUAUUUAUGUUCGGAGUGUGGAAAAUGUUUUACACAGAGAUCAAAACUUAUUAUACAUCAGAGAUGUCACACUGAUGAGAAGCCAUUUCGAUGUUCUGAGUGUGGAAAAGGUUUUGCACAGAAAUCAAAACUUGUUAUACAUCAGAGACGUCACACUGAUGAGAAGCCAUAUUUAUGUUCUGAGUGUGGGAAAUGUUUUACACAGAAAUCUCAUCUUGUUACACAUCAGAGAAGUCACACAGGUGAGAGGCCAUUUUCCUGUUCUAAAUGUGGAAAAUGUUUUACACAGAAAUCAGUUCUUGUAACGCAUGAGAGAACUCACACAGGUGAGAAGCCAUUUUCAUGCUCUGUGUGUGGGAAAUGUUUUACACAAAAAUCAGAUCUUGUUAAACACCAGAGAAUACACACAGGCGAAAAGCCAUUUCCAUGUUCUGAGUGUGGGAAAUGUUUUACACAGAAUUCAGAUCUUGUUAAACAUCAGAGAAGUCACACAGGUGAAAAGCCAUUUCCAUGUUCUGAGUGUGGGAAAUGUUUUACACGUAGAGCAUCCGUCAUUAUACAUCAGAGAAGUCACAUAGGUGAGAAACCAAUUUCAUGUUCUGAUUGAUCAGAUCUUGGUAAACAUGACAUUAUUCAUACACAUUUUCACAGGUGAAACGUGUGUAUGCAGGGAAAAGUUUUUUGUCGGAAAGAAAUUUAUUAUAGGCAAGAGUGUAGAGGGCAUGAACAGUCCCAAGGGUGUUAAGGAAGCAUAAAGUCCCCGCCCAUCCAUAUGAUGUGACACCUGACAGAUAUGUUCCUCCCAACCCCCUCCUCAUCAGCAGUGGCCAGUGAUAUACCAGAAGGAUACCAGGUGCCAGAGAAACAUGUGACCGUAAAUGACAUAGGUUUGUUUUCUGAAAAUGUAAAGACUGACAAACACAGAAAUUGGUCAGCGGCGCCACCAUCAGGACACUACAAGUGUGAGAAAUAAGGACUGUGCUAUAUGUGGGUGUUCCAGGAGCUCUGGGUGGAGUCCCAAUGUGUGUCUAUUUGUAUGUCUAUAGACAGACAGCGCUCCCCAUCUCUCUACUAUGCCGAUCUGAGUGGUUUAACUUUAAAACUUUGUGCUGGAUAUAUACUGAGAUUGUCAUAAAUGCUACAUUGUCAUA